Messenger RNA from Brassicogethes aeneus, 6787 nucleotides. Lineage: Eukaryota; Metazoa; Arthropoda; Insecta; Coleoptera; Nitidulidae. The record is from the annotation of a GenBank genome assembly.
AAUGUUUAAAAGUUAACCAACGUUAACGUUCUAUGUCUAACGUCAAAAGUUGUUUUGACUCAAAACUUGUUAAAUUCUGAAGGUCAUGAUUGAAAACCCCAACUAUAUAUGAGAAAAAGCUAGUGUUUUAUGCUAAUUUAUAAUUGUUUAAAAUGGAUUUUGAUAUAUUAUUAUCAGACUUCAAUAAUGCAGAUGAAACAAUAAAUUUUGGCACUCGUAACUUUGGAAGCCUAACCAAUUUGUAUGAAACAUCAACUUUGGCAUGUUUAAGAAAUCGUGAAAAAAACGAAAUUCCACUUUCCUUUGUUGAUAACAACGUUAGCAUUUUAUCGACUAUUAAACAUGGAAGAGUGUAUUUGUGCAUAAACAGAUCCUUUCGAGCAUUUGAAAAUAAGGAAUGUAUAGGUUUAGGAUUUGAGGCAGUUUUUGAGGACCUCAUAAAUGCUUUUGCUUUGAGUGAUGAUGGUAAAUUUUUGUUAAUAUGUCUUCAAAAUGGCAAAGUACAUUUGAUUAAUUUUGGAUCUGAAGAAACUAAGUGUAUAUUUAGCAAGCAUUUAGUAGAGCCUAAUGUUUGGAUAAAUGAUUCCUACAUCAAUUGUUUUAGUGAACCAGAUAUUGCCAAUAACAUAAUUGAGUCCAAUGGCUGGACGAAUGAAACUCUAAUAAAUGGUUCUUAUAAAGAUAGUAUAAGUAAAAAUUAUGAUUUUGUGAUUGUUACAAAAUCUGGAAAGGUUUUUAAAUUGUUUCUGAGGCCAGAUGAUAAUGUUCCAGUGGAGUAUAAAGAAAUUUACGAUUUUCGAAUGACUAUUAAAUUGGCGUCCUAUUCUUACCCUGAUUUGUUAGUAUGUUCUUCUCAUAUGAUUGUUUUAAAUACAGUUGAAAAACAUGCUAUUGAAGCUAAAGGAUUGGAUAUUGUGUCUAUAUAUCCUUUCAGACACUUUUUCUUAGUUUUGGACAGCAAUGGUGAUUUGUCAGAAAUUUGUCCCAAUACUUUUACUCAAUUUCCUGUGACUUUGGAUGUAAAAUUAAAGCAUAUGACUGUGGCUUUGGAUGAUAAGGAUAAUUUUAAUAUUAUUGGAGUAACUUUUCCAAAUGAUGAGGGCCACACUUAUGUUAAAUCAUUAGUUUAUCCAGACAUGAGCGAAGUAUUUUCAAUAAAACUCACAACCGAAAUCAACCUCAUCAUCCCGGAAACUCUAUUAGACGAAGUGCUCUACGUAAGCAAACUGCGUUCGGACGACAAAAUAAAUGAACUACGCAUAUGCCAGAUCACGGAAACGGAACCGGAAAAACGCCUCGAACGGCUGAUCCGCAAGCACAAAUUUGAAGAAGCCGAACAGUUCGUAACCUUGUUUGGCUUGGAUCGGCACUUGAUCGCCAAAGCCAAGGCGCAGCUAAUUGUCGACAAAAACGUGUGCGAAACCGAGGACAUGGCCAACUUGAUCGAAAUGUUGGAUACGAUAAACGACGACUUGUUUAAGUUGAAGAUUUGUAAUUCCAUGGCUUGGAACUCUGUGUGCCCAGAUAAGAUGGAUAUUGGGAAGAUUUUGAAGUAUGGGUGUGCUCUGGUUCCAAAAAAUAAUGAGAAAUUAAAAGAAAUUCUGGAAAUCCAACAAAGUUUAGCGGAUAUGUUAUUUAAAUUUGACACAUUCCGGUUAAUAUUUAUAGAAGAAAAUGAUGUUGACGACUGGCAAACAUUCCAAGAUUCCAAUCUAAUAACUUUGUUUAAAGGUUAUGUUAAAAACUGCAUGAUUGAGGAAGCCAUUAUCAUUUACAGCAGAUUGGAUGAAGAUUCUUGGUCAUUAAUAACCAUAGAAUUUGUUGAGGAAGUUUUGUCAAGUAUAAAUAAUUUGGUAAUAAACUGUCAACUGUCCUUCCUCUCCACUUUUGCACCUGUCACUUUGACACAUAGACCUGAAUGCCUGGACGUUUUCGUUAAAUGGCUGCAAAACAAAAUUAUGUAUAUGGAACGAAGAAAAAAUAACGAUUUUCCCACACCUGCGAUAGAUUUUGCGGAAAAAUUCAUAGACAUGCUUAAUGUUGACAAACAAAACUCUCUAAAUAUGGACAGUCUGGCUGAUUUUAAGUAUAUCAUGAAAGCUUUGUAUGGCUUAAGAACUCUCAAAGAUGAAUACUCUAUCAAAAUUCCGCUGUCCGAUUAUGUGCUGGGUCCCAAAUCCACAAUAAGACAACUAUUAAGCCUUAAUAUGUCAAAGGAAAACUAUGAAACCUUUAUCAAAGAUUUUGUCUACAAGUUUAUAGUCCAAAAUAAUUUAAACCCUGACGAAGUAUUUUUACAGGAAAUAUCAAAUUUAAUACGUUAUAGAGAAGAAUACUGGACAAAAUCAGUUGAGACAAUUUUAAAAUACAUAUCCUCUAAAGAUUUAAAAGUGCAAGCAGUUAAAAUUAUAUUAAAUGCUGCCAAUGUACCUUGGACAGACUCUAUACGUAAAAUUGCUCAAAAAGCUGUUGAAUAUUCACCUGACAUUGAAAAAUGCAUUAAAAACGAGCCAAGAAAAGUUAUAUUUGGUAUUCCAGCAUAUAAAUUUAAAGAAACACAGGUCAAAUUUGACAAUCUACAUUUUGCCAUGGUAAUAAAAAGGAUUAUUUAUGUUGGAUUGCCAUCUAUGCUGGAUGAUAUAAACAAAGUCAUAACUACACCUGAAGAGAAGCAGGAGGCAAAUAAAAUUUUGGUUAUGCAUUUUAUUAGGCAUGGAAAAUAUUUAGAGGCUCUAUCUCUACUUAAAGAUUGCACUACUGAGGAAAUUAUCGCUUGUACAGAGCAAGCCAAAUUUAUGGACAACUUUUACGAAAUAGCCGGUUCUCUUUACGCAAAAAUUAUUGAAUUAUGUUCAGAAGACCGCAAAUUUUGGUACCAAGAAGAAUUAAAAUUAAUUCGAAAUUGUUACCAACUCAACAAAACAUUUGAUUGCAAAUACAAAACAGAACAAAUGGCUUCCCUUCGAAACAGGUACAAAAUUCGAGAUGAAAUUAUUGAAGAAUUAAUUUUUAACUUUUCCAACAAAACCGCGGAUAUUAUUAAAUUAAAUAACGACUGCGUUAAGUUGGCGAGUUAUCUGAGUUUGAAUAAGGAGAGUGUUAUUCUUGAUGUUUGCCGAAAGUUGCAAAAUUUCGAUGUCAUUUACCAAAGCGCGAAAUAUUUGUACGAAAAUGAUGCCAGUCCCAAGGAUCUUUGUCUUGCAACUGUUUUGAUUUUUAAGUAUAUGGGAACUUUUCAGGUUCAACUUGCCGAAUCGUUCAAUGAAACCCUAGCGGAUAAUCUUAUAAACACUGAUACCAACGUUUUUAUGGAAGCUUUAAAAUUAGCGAAGAAAAUGUCUCUUAAAGCUCUAAUGCAAGCUGAUAGGGAAGAAGUGAUGGCUGUUGUUAACUGGGUUAAUAGCUGUUUUUAUUUAACUUUACAACCCAGUACUGAUUUACACCAUGCUAUAUUUAGCGAUUCCUAUGUGGAAAAACAUGCAAUACCGGGUUAUGCCGCAUUUACGUCCAUUAGAAAUAUAUUCGAGAGUUACAUUAGGUAUAUUGGUACAUUCAAAAACCCCAUACUCAAAUACCUAACCAAUUUUAACCAAGAUAUUCCCACCACCAAAGAUUCUUUUAUAGUGGAAAUAAACAAGUUUUCUGGAACUAUACAAUACCUCUGUAGAGAGGGGCAUUAUCUUACAGCAAGACAACUAUUGGCAACACUACAAAACGCCAUUAUCUACGGAAACAGCGCGCAACAUGGGGACGUGAACAAAGUAAUCAAGUCCGUUUUAAGAACUCAAUGUUUACCUCUGUUAUUGCAAGCCGUCAUGUCGGCCCAUAAUAUUGAUUGUGCAUUGUUGUACGAUAUUUUGGGGGAGAUGGACAAAAAUGAGUCCAUCGUUAGCAUCGAAAAAUACGCCAAGAUGUACAAACGUCACCCAAGAAAAUUAAGGGACAUUUCGGAAGUAAUCAUAAGAUAUUUUAAAUCUCGCGGAAUAUUAUUAUCCACAGACAUUUUUAAAGCUGCUGUUGUUAGUGUGAAAUGGUGGAAUAAAUUACAAAAUUGUCCCAUAUCCUACGAUUGUUUCCUUAAAAUGGACCCUGAAAAACUUUUAAAGACUCUUUUAGAAAAAAAUUGCGUUAAUGAAAAUGCUAUUGAGGAAUAUUGCAAGGAUACUUCAGUAGACCUCCAGAAGGCUUUUCAAUUUUAUUUGGAGACCGUUUUGUUAAACUGGAAGCCAAAUUAUGAAAUUGAGACGGACGUUUGUGGUAAAAGAUCUUUAAUCAUAAAAAAUGACGAAAACGAUUUGUUUAAAAAAUGCGAUAAAGUCAUUAAAAGCAUUACCAAUAAAAAUUGCAUUUUGGAAUUAUUAAAGAAAAUUUGGAAUAAGGUCAACUGCUAUAACUAUGAGGUCCUUUUGUGCAUCCUGAACAUCACUUCUAUCCUUCAGGAAAAACGCGAAAGAAACAGCAACUGGCUGAUGCUCAUUUUUCUCAAAGGCUACAGGCGUUUUAGCCCGCCCAGCCAACUAGAAAUCGAGCAGUGGUACACCGCAUUCCCUGAUGUGCAAGCUCUCGACCCAUUUUCUGAAUUCAGGCUACCUUUUUCGCCUUCGCUAUUCAGCAGCAAUAUUUUCAAUAUUAUACGUUCAGAGUUAAAUUUGAAGACUUAUAAAUCUUGGUUCGGGGCUAUAGAUUUAGUAAAGACGCUGAAUAGGGAUGAUAUUUGCAGUGUUGCUAUUAAGGAGAUUGUCCAUAGUGGUGUUUUUAGUCAGGAUGCUUAUACAGAAUGGAUGAUUGUAAGGCAUCAGGAUAUGUGGAGUGAAAUUGAUGAGUGCCUUAAGCAUAUUUCGAAUUUGGAGAAGAGGUCUUCGGCGAUUUAUCAUCUUUUUGUUAAUACGCCAAAAGGUGUUGACCAGGUGGAAGCUGCAAAACUAUGUUACAAAUACGCAGAAGAGUACAAAAAUGGCGAUCCAAAAUCAGAAACAGUGCAAAAUGCAUUUUUAAAGGUACAAAAUAAGUACUUUUGCCUAACAGCCACGCAUAUCCUUCAUAUGUACCAACUUAACGACCCAAAAUACCUUCAACUAGUUAGUCAACCAGAAGAUUUGAUAACUGCUUUAUAUUAUGAUGAUAGAAUUCUUCAAAGGGAUAAAGCCUUGAAUGUUUUUUGUCCAGAUAUUAACAAGGCUGUAGACGAAUUGGGUAACUUUUUUAAUUUAAAAAUUUGCAAAAUCAGGAGUCCAUUGUUAAUAAACUGGCUUAACGGCAAUGAAGAUAAUGUUGAAUUUGAUUCAACAAUUUUUAUAAAUACUGAUAAACCCAUGGAUUUCCAUGCUGAUAUGGACGACAGUCUAAAAAGGGCAGCCUAUAUUUGCUCCAGCAUAGACUCUCAAGUGUUAAGAGGAAUUUUGAUAAGGGCUAUAGAUGAACCAAGCGCUAAUGAAAAACAAAAUUUAUAUUAUAAAGCCCGCUCUUUAAAAUGUUUAUGUGCAAUUUCAAGUCCAGAGACUAUAGUGGAAUUAAUGGGUGCCACCCAUAACGAAUUAAUGUAUUUUAUCGAAAAAUUGAUAUUACUGAGUCGUUUGGAAAUUUUCGGGUUUAAUCUCAACGUCGAAAGUUUAAAUCAUUACAACAAAAAAGAGCUUUUAAAACGUCUGAUUCAUGACAAUACUACACCAUUAGCUGUUAGUGUAAUGGCCGACAUUUGCAUAAUGUAUUCCAUUGAGGAAAUUAAGUACUGGAAGUUUAUUAUAGGAACAUCUAUAAAACUUAACAUGUUUGCUGAACUAAAAAAAUACUUGGAGUACCUAAAAAACAAAAAAUGCCAAUACCAACUGUUUUAUAUUAGUGCCUGGCAAGCCAUUAUUGAACAUUCAUUUAGUAUUAACAAUUCUUUACCUAAAAGCGGGGUUGAUGGUGUGUUAACGAAGAAUUUCCUAUUGAUUCAGUCUUGUCCAGUUUUAUACUCAAUUAAUUUCGAAAAUACUAUUAAAUCAUGUUUAAAAAUGCAAAAGUAUGAUUAUGCUGCACUUUUACUGCCCUAUAUUGAAGGAGAAAAACAAAAGACUUAUGCUGAGCAAAUUCAAAAGGCUUCAGAAGAUAUUUUGGAAGAUUUAAAUAGGCUUAAUCUUCAAGGAUUAUGUGUCUCAAAUGUAAAACAAAUUUUGGGAAUAUUUUAACUAAGAUGUUAUUUAUUUAACCAUAAAUUAAGUUUUUUAUAUACUCAUACAAUAGUAAAAAAAUUGUAUGUUUAAUUAAACAUUUUUUUAUUUAAUUAAGAUUGUUAACAAAUAAAACAAAAUUCAAACACAUGACAUAGUUUGUUUGGUCCAUUCCUUAAGUGGCACAGUGGGUGCAAGGUUUUCGAUAUGCUUGCAAAUAUUCAGGGUCAAUUUUUUACCGUCGCUUUCUUGACAGCUCAAAGUUGAAGCAAGAACAGCCCAAGUGUCAGCCAAGUUGGGAUAAUAAUGAACUGCCUUUUGUGCUGCUAUUUUGGCUGUUUUCACAUCGCCGACAGUUAGUGAAGCCAUUGAAACCAAACACAAGACCUAAAAAAUGUUUUUUAGUUGGUUAAAAAAAAUAAUUGUAUUCUACCUUUGAGACAUCCAUUGUAGUUUGCCCUAACCUCAUAGCAACUAUAGCGCACUUGGCCGCUGCCUUGGCCUUCUUUUUUUCCUGUGUUCUCACCAAAAGUACUGACAAUGUGUACCAGACUGAGGCCUGAUCAGGGUGCCUAUGUAUAAGCUUGCUUAUUUCUAUAGAGGCUCGAUCUGAAUCGCCCUAAACAAAAAUUCUU